AUGUCGGCCCCCUCGAAGCCUUCCUCGAGAUGGGGCUCCUUCCUGUCCCAGGCCGUCGCCGGCGUCGAGGCUCGACUCGACACAAUCCUCGCCGAGGAGGACCAGCAGGACGGCGCAGCGCCUGUCGCCAAGCAACCGCCCUCGAGGCCCUCGUCGGCCGCCUCCACCGCGAAUAAGCCUGCCUCCGCCUCCGCCUCCGCCUCCGCAAGGUCGGCCAACGACAGGCUGCAAGAGCGCCUGGCCCGCGCCGUUGCCGCAAAGAAUGCAGGUGCCGCGAGCCCCAGAACCGACGCGUCCCCGGCCCGCAGAUCAGCUGAGCUGUCGUCGGCGAACCGCAGCCCCCGUCCCAGUGCCGACCUCGCCAGGGCCGACUCUCCCGCGCCCGGUGCCGUCCCGUCGCCACGGACAAGCUUAUCCAAGGACGAAGCCCCAAAUGUCACAAAUCGCCAGCCCGAGGGCGCCACGCCGAAAGUGAACGGGGAGCGAGCAUCGGUAGAUUCGCCCCGCCCCUCCACGCAAGAGGAGCGCCCAUACGUCUCGGAGCCCGCCCCCAUGCUUGUGCCUGCUGCCAACACCGAAGGCAAGGAGGAGACGGUCCCUGUUUCACUGUCCGUGAGCGAGAAGAUUGUGACAUCGUUGGACCUGUACGAAAAGCGUAUAGCCGAACUGGACAAGUCGUUGGAGGACGCCCAACUUCAGCACCAAGAGGAGCUUCACGGCUAUGUAGAACAAGUCGACGCCCUGCAGGCCAAGCUGCAGUACCUGGCGCGUGAGGGCGCCGAGGCUGCCAAGAAGGAAGCUGCCGCGGCGCCCGCUGGCAGUCUGGAGAAGAAGCUCGCCGAAAAGGACCAGCAGGUCGCCCAGCUGAUGGAGGAAGGGAACAAGCUGUCCGGCAAUGAGCAGAAGCUGCGUGCCGUCAUAAAGAAGCUGCGCUCUCAGAUUUCUGGUGACGAGAAGGAGCUGAACGAGCAAAAGAUAUGGCGACAAAAGGCCGAGGCCGAACUGACAAACCUCCGUGGCACAGCGCGCAGUGUUGACGACCUGAAGCGGGAGAAGGAUGAGGCGCAAAGGACUGCAGGUCAGCUAAGGAGGGAUCUCGACAAGUCCAAGACCGCAGCAGCAUCCAAGGACACCACGAUAGCAGACCUGAGGGCGCAGCUCCAGGAGGAAACCGCACGCGCCAAAGUCAUGACAAGCAAACUCAACGAUCAGAUCAGAGAGGCCGGGCAGCAGAAGGUCAAGGAUCUGGAAGAUACCGUGGCCGCCAUGGAGGUGGAGAAGAGCCUGGCAGUGGACAAGGCCAAGGCGCAAACAAAUGAGCUGCGGGACAAGCUGGAAAGAGCGGCGGAACGCGCCCGGGCGGUUGAGUUGGAACUGAAGGGCGAAGUACAGAUCCUUGAGAGUAAGCUCGAAUCGUUGCGAGCCACAGCCGAAGAAGCUUCCUCGGGAGCCGUUGGCGAUGCUCAGGCCAAACUACUGCGGCAAAUCGAGACCUUGCAGACGCAGUACUCGAUAGCGAGCGAGAAUUGGCAGGGUAUGGAGGCCUCUCUUCUCUCCCGGGCUGCCAACCUGGAGAAAGAGAGAGAUGAGGCGCUACGGAGAGAAUCUGAAAUGCGGAGGAAGGCCCGAGAGUCUGCUUCCCGUGCCAAGCGACAGGAGGAGGAGCUGGAAGAAGCAAAGACAAAGCUCCCCAGUGUUGAGCGAGACCUAUCAAAUCAUCAGACUCAGAUCGAAGCUCUCCGUAAGCGGGCCGAUGAGGCCGAGACGGCGCUGGCUGAGGCCCGGGCCGACUUUGAGAAGCAGCGGCUUGCGUGGAAGGAGGAGACGGCAGACAAACCGGGGAACGAGCGCCGGCCGUGGUUAGAUGAGGUCGCCCUACGAAAUCAUAGCCGACCAGCGUCACCAGCCCUGAACCCGCCGCAGCGCACCUAUAGCAGUGACUUCCUCGGGCUACAGAACUUCCCAACCAAGCUUCGCAAGACGUCGGCUCCCUCGAGCAAUGGUGAUCACAGCCCCAGCGAGAGGCCCUCGUCCGCCCGCAGGCCUUCACAGCAGCCGCGCCCCUCCAUCUUCUCCGUGCCCUCUGCGCAGUCGGGGGGGACACCACCAUCGAUCCUCGGCGGUGGAGAGCUGGGAAGUAUCGCAUCGCCGACGCACCCCCUCGACCGGGAAGACACGUUCGACGGCAUGGAGACCCCGGCCUCUCCGCAGCAUGUCCUGCAGGACAUGGUCUCCGUCUCGACAAUCGCCGCUGGCCCGUCCGUGCAGCUCGUGGAGAGGAUGAGUGCCGCCAUUCGGCGGCUGGAGAGCGAGAAGGUCGCUGCCAAGGAGGAGCUGUCGAGGAUAUCGGGACAGAGGGACGAGGCGCGGGCCGAGAUCGUCGCGCUGAUGAAGGAAGUAGAAUCAAGCAAGUCGGCGGCCAAGAAGGUUGAGGACCUCGAGAAGGAGGUCGUGGAGAUCAAUGAGAGAUAUCAGACGACACUGGAGAUGCUGGGAGAGAAGAGCGAGCUGGUGGACGAACUCCGUGCCGACGUGGAAGACGUCAAGGCAAUGUACAGAGAUCUGGUCGAGCGCACCCACAAGUGA
Messenger RNA from Neoarthrinium moseri, 2586 nucleotides. RefSeq lists its product as uncharacterized. The transcript is spliced from 2 exons. NCBI's taxonomy places the organism in Eukaryota, Fungi, Ascomycota, Sordariomycetes, Amphisphaeriales, Apiosporaceae. Bases 1 to 2586 code for a protein of 861 amino acids. The record is from RefSeq and is a predicted model, not a curated record. Gene Ontology annotation, cellular component: Golgi apparatus; endoplasmic reticulum.